This is a messenger RNA of Paramuricea clavata, 1117 nucleotides long. The record is from the annotation of a GenBank genome assembly. NCBI's taxonomy places the organism in Eukaryota, Metazoa, Cnidaria, Anthozoa, Malacalcyonacea, Plexauridae.
AUGAACCACCCAAGAAGAGGGGGGAAAGCUCUUCUUUCUUGUGACGUUCCGCCCAAAAUCAUCCCCAAGGAAACUCUUUUACAGGCACUGAAACGUGUGGAAAACGCGAUUAAGAAACAUGGAGAUGACUCACUGCGAAAGCGAUUAGAAAACUUGCGCGGACAAGUCCAAGAUCUUUUGGAAGAUCAGGAAAAAGAAAAUAAAAAUCUUUGGGACGAAAUAAACAGUUUAAAGAAGGAAGUGGAAAACCAGAAAACCGAAAAUGAAAAGCUACAAAAGGAGCUCGCUGUAGGUGAGGCAACACAGUUGUUUCAAGCGCAUUUGGCAAGAUUUGUAGUCGAUUCUUCAGAGAAGAUCUACCCAAGAGGUACGUUUCAUCAAAUGGAAAAGUAUCUGAGGAGAUUAAAGAACCCGACAGGCAAUCGGUGGACUGAAAUAUAACGUAGAUUAACAGUUUGGACAGACGAACAUCAGGAAGUAGUAGACAAUGUAAAAAUUGGAAGGGAUUGCAAAGCACAUCCAUAUUUAACCGAUCUUGACCUCGUAGAAUCUGAAAUAGAAGAAACGAUGUCUCCUGAUUGGAAAACAUGAUGAAAGAUAUGUUGGACAUACUUAAGAUGACAGCAAGUCUAAUGAAGUUUGGACGACUGGCGAAGCGUUACGAGUGGGACAGGCAUCUACCCUUGUUUCAAAAAGCGCGCACAAGUGUACUGAACGAGAUAAUUUCAUGGGAUCGUAAUUUUGAACAAAUCAAAGGUCUACAAAAUAUAGAGCACGAUGAUGCGAAAGAGUAUUUAGCAAAGUACGUCAGCAAUCGUCGUACAAUCGAUCACUACUAUUUCAUCGAUCACUACUAUUUCAAGGAAACAGCAAACGUUUCGGAAAACUGGCCUGGGAGUUUAAAGAAAGUUUACCUAAUUUUGAUGCAAUAUCCAUUGAGCAUGGCGAAGCGCUGGAGGAAUUAAAAAAAUUGCUCCCAAAUCCAGGUAGCGAAGACAACGUAACAGUUCUAGAUUACGACAUAGCCAAGUUGCAUAUACCCGACUUCCUACCAAAGCGUUUGUGGAAACAUGGUAUCGAAAUCGUGGAGAACUAUGAAACUAAAGUCCGGAUCUAA